ACAAUGUUGAACUGUUAAAUAAUUAAUUAUUCUCCCCUUCUAUAUUUUUUAUAUUCUUUGAAAAACAAAAGCAAAAAAUGUGAAUUGUGAAUUUAAACAUUCAGUACUCAAAAUGGAUUACCGACAACCACAUCCGUGUCUGCAAGUGCCUGACUCAUUGAAUUUUGGAAUUGAUAGAAUACUGAAUAUUAAUACUGACUCGGAUCGAUCGACGAGUAAAAAAGAAAAGUGUUCCGGUAGAGCUGUGUUCACGGUCACGCAAAAGAAUUGGUUAGAAUACUAUUUCCAAAUGGAAAAAUACAUUACUAAACAGAACAGGAAGAUAUUGGCUUCCAGUCUUGGACUUACGGACUUGCAGGUAAAAGUAUGGUUUCAGAAUAGGAGGAUGAAAUGGCGGCAUUCCACGGCUGUAACGUCUUCAAGAAAAUAGAACUACAAAAAAUUCAUAUUACUUUUCAUUUAAUCAUAAAUAAACAUAUAUAUAUAUAUAUAAGUAUACGUUACUACACA
Melanaphis sacchari is the source of this 510-nucleotide messenger RNA. RefSeq names its product H2.0-like homeobox protein. The record is from RefSeq and is a predicted model, not a curated record. Gene Ontology annotation, molecular function: DNA-binding transcription factor activity, RNA polymerase II-specific; DNA binding. Gene Ontology annotation, biological process: regulation of transcription by RNA polymerase II. The transcript has 3 exons. The coding region runs from base 113 to 430 and encodes 105 amino acids. Lineage: Eukaryota; Metazoa; Arthropoda; Insecta; Hemiptera; Aphididae.